Talpa occidentalis (Iberian mole) is the source of this 2650-nucleotide messenger RNA. RefSeq names its product DEK proto-oncogene (gene DEK). NCBI's taxonomy places the organism in Eukaryota, Metazoa, Chordata, Mammalia, Eulipotyphla, Talpidae. The record is from RefSeq and is a predicted model, not a curated record. Gene Ontology annotation, cellular component: nucleus. Bases 1 to 1134 code for a protein of 377 amino acids. Gene Ontology annotation, biological process: chromatin organization; regulation of double-strand break repair. Gene Ontology annotation, molecular function: DNA binding; histone binding. The transcript has 10 exons.
AUGUCCGCCGCCGGCCCCGCGGCCGAGGCCGAGGGCGCCCCCGCGCAGCCCGCGGCCGAGAAGGAGCCCGAAAUGCCGGACCCCAAAGAGGAAAGUGAGGACGACGACGAGGACGACGACGAGGAGGAGGACGAUGAGGAGGAAGAAAAAGAAAAGAGUCUCAUUGUGGAAGGCAAGAGGGAAAAGAAGAAAGUAGAAAGGUUGACAAUGCAAGUCUCUUCUUUACAAAGAGAGCCAUUUACAAUUGCACAAGGAAAGGGGCAAAAACUUUGUGAAAUUGAAAGGAUACAUUUCUUUCUCAGUAAAAAGAAAACAGAUGAACUUAGAAAUCUGCAUAAACUGCUUUACAACAGACCGGGCACAGUGUCCUCAUUAAAGAAGAAUGUGGGUCAGUUCAGUGGCUUUCCAUUUGAAAAAGGAAGUAUCCAGUAUAAAAAGAAGGAAGAAAUGUUGAAAAAAUUUAGAAAUGCCAUGUUAAAGAGCAUCUGCGAAGUUCUUGAUUUGGAGCGAUCAGGUGUAAAUAGUGAAUUGGUGAAGAGGAUCUUGAAUUUCUUAAUGCAUCCAAAGCCUUCUGGCAAACCAUUACCAAAAUCUAAAAAAACUUCUAGCAAAAGCAACAAAAAGGAACGGAACAGUUCUGGAAUGGCAAGGAAAACUAAACGAACCAAAUGUCCUGAAAUUCUGUCAGAUGAAUCUAGCAGUGAUGAAGAUGAAGAGAAAACCAAGGAAGAGUCUUCAGAUGAUGAAGAUAAAGAAAGUGAAGAGGAGCCACCAAAAAAGACAUCUAAAAAAGAGACACCGAAACAGAAAGCCACUCCGAAAAGUAAAAAAUCUGUAAAAAGUGCUAAUGUAAAAAAGGCGGAUAGCAGCACCACCAAGAAGAAUCAAAACAGUUCCAAAAAAGAAAGUGAAUCUGAGGAUAGUUCAGAUGAUGAGCCUUUAAUUAAAAAAUUGAAGAAACCUCCUACAGAUGAAGAGUUGAAAGAAACAGUAAAGAAAUUACUGGCCAAUGCUAACUUGGAGGAAGUCACAAUGAAGCAGAUUUGCAAAGAGGUUUAUGAAAAUUAUCCUGCCUAUGAUUUAACUGAAAGAAAAGAUUUCAUAAAAACAACUGUUAAAGAGCUAAUUUCUUGAGAGCGAGGACAGAUGACUUGUUCCAUGGAUUUAAGGAUCUGAUUUAUACCAUUAUACCAGCAGAGAGAAUGUAUUUCCUUUUUUUAAAUCUUUGCAAGCAUUGUGUUGGUCGAGCUUACUGCGGACCUUUUUAUCUUGAGUGUUAUGUAAAUUUGAGUUUGCCUUUUAAAAUUGCAUAUCUAUGCAGUUUUUAGUUUAAAAUUUUGCAUGGCGGUAAUUGUUCCUUGCUUUUAUAGUCAUAUUUUGUACAUUUCGGAUUUCUUUAUAUAAGGUCAUAGAUUAUUGAAUUGUUGUAGUUUUUAGUGCACUUAAUAUUAGCUAAAGACAUACUUUUAAUCAAGUAGUACACAAACUAUUGUAACUUGGCAUUUAUACAUGCAGAGAUUAUCGCAGUAUUUAGUAUAUGAAAUAUUUUGAAUACACAUCUCUGUCAGUGUAAAACUCAAUGGCGGUGUGUUCAUCAUGUUUAAAAUAGCCAGGCUUCAGCUGCCCAGAUGACUAAAUCGGAACUUUUCUCCUGCAUGUGUAUAUAUGUCAAAUUGUCAGCAUGUCAAAAGUGACAGAUGUUAUUUUUGUAUUUUUAAAAACAAAUCUGUUGUAUAUAAAGUUUUUUAAUUUCUUUUGUGCAGAUCAAUUUUUAAACUCACAGCUAGGAUACCCUUACAGUUAUAAAACCAUGACAUAUCAGUGUUCAGCCAGAAGGUGUGACAGACAGAGCAGCGAAAGUCAGGAUUCAGUGAAGGAAACACUGACAGAACAGUUCUCUGCUUUGCUUGGAAAGUGUCAAUUUAUAGUUUUAGUGAUUAACUCUGCAACAGUGUCUGUAGAUAACAUUUUGUAUUUAAGGUAGACCAAAAUCAACACAUCAAAAAGUACAUGUUUUUGGAGUGGGAUUAAAUAUAAGCACAUUUGGCUUAUGAGAAGUGAAUUGAUUUUUAUUAACUGCUUUUGCCCGUGUAAAAUGCUGAUGUUUAUAGAAAACUUGGCCACCUUUGUAAUGAUAAAAGUAGCCAGUGUAAUUGUAGAAGAUAUGUGGGCAAUAAUGGGUAUCUCUGACAAAAUAUUUCUCAAAAAUGAUAAUAUACUUGUAACAUUGAAGAAAUUUAAUGUGUUUCUGGAAUUGGGGCUGUUGGGGUUUAAAUUACGGCCAAUCAGGACUCUAGGUGAUCAGCAUACGGACCACUCCUUCCUGAGCGUAAUUCUUUUACAUUGUCUUAAUCAGUUUAUUAAAUAAUCUGAAUUUUAAAAUAAAACAUGCAGCUUAUGAGAGUAUUAGGCUUUUGAUAAACCAGUUGGGUGCUUAAAAUAUCUUUGCAUCAUAGAACAGAAAUACAAAAAUGAGAUAAAUGUUGACUGUUAGAAAUUUUCACAGGUUUGACUUGUUUCUUGAUUUCAGGUUAAGACCUUAGAGUUAUAUUACAGACUAAGCAACUAAGAAAGAACUAGGAAUUGGCCUAUGAUUUUAAAUAUAUAAUUUGUUCCUAUAAACCUUGUCAAUAAAAGUAAUAAAUCAAUG